AUGGUCGACGAAAGAGCAGCCGAAGCAGGUUUCCUUCCCAUUUUCUCGCUGGGUCCCUCAUCUAAGAAGUCUCCUAUCCUUGAAUUUGUCAUUUCCGCAUCAUCUCCGUCAUCGCCAACAGGCAAUACUUUGGCGACUUCUGCCCCUAAUCCUAGACCUAUCUGGGGUAAAUCAUCGUCUUCAUCACUGUCGUCCGUCUAAGGCAGGUCUCACUCCAGCCUUUCCGUCUCCAGGCAACUCCUCAUCCAUUUUCAACACGCCGGGUCCUGAGAUCCUCGUUCCUUCUUCUCUAUCUUUAUCUUCAAGAGUGUUAUCCUGAUCAAAUUCCUUGUCUCGAGCGAGCUCAAACAUUUCGUUAACAAUCUGAUCAAUCUUAUCGUCUGCCUUUUGCCCCUUUUCUUUGGCAUCUUCGACAUCAUUUUCAGCUUGAAAUACUUCUUCGAGACCACUGAGGUCCGGCUUUACAGCAACCCCAACGGUUUCUUGUCCAGUGUUCCGCUCAGAAUCGGCUUCCCUGGAAUCAACGUAGUCGCUAGCAGUCGGUAGGAGAGCAGCGCUCAUGUCAAUUGCGUUCUCAUCGUAGCUGGCCUCGAUGUCAUCGCUCCUGCUCGCUGCUGCUUCCGCUUCAGUAGCAGACACACGAGCUUCAUCUUCUCUCGUUGGCUGUACAUCAAGGUCCGGACCUUUGAGUGGACGAACCAAAUGCUCAAAACCUAA
Haemonchus placei is the source of this 717-nucleotide messenger RNA. Lineage: Eukaryota; Metazoa; Nematoda; Chromadorea; Rhabditida; Trichostrongylidae. The record is from the annotation of a GenBank genome assembly.